AUGCACAACAGUCAUGAUAUUGACAACAUUCGCAGCAUGCGCAACAGUCACGACAUUGACAACAUUCGCAGCAUGCGCAACAGUCACGACAUUGACAACAUUCGCAGCAUGCGCAACAGUCACGACAUUGACAACAUUCGCAGUAUGCACAACAGUCACGACAUUGACAACAUUCGCAGCAUGCACAACAGUCACGACAUUGACAACAUUCGCAGCAUGCACAACAGUCACGACAUUGACAACAUUCGCAGCAUGCACAACAGUCACGACAUUGACAACAUUCGCAGCAUGCACAACAGUCAUGACAUUGACAACAUUCGCAGCAUGCACAACAGUCACGACAUUGACAACAUUCGCAGCAUGCACAACAGUCAUGACAUUGACAACAUUCGCAGUAUGCACAACAGUCAUGAUAUUGACAACAUUCGCAGCAUGCACAACAGUCAUGAUAUUGACAACAUUCGCAGCAUGCACAACAGUCACGACAUUGAUAACAUUCGCAGCAUGCACAACAGUCACGACAUUGACAACAUUCGCAGCAUGCACAACAGUCACGACAUUGACAACAUUCGCAGCAUGCACAACAGUCACGACAUUGACAACAUUCGCAGCAUGCACAACAGUCACGACAUUGACAACAUUCGCAGUAUGCACAACAGUCACGAUAUUGACAACAUUCGCAGCAUGCACAACAGUCAUGAUAUUGACAACAUUCGCAGCAUGCACAACAGUCACGACAUUGACAACAUUUGCAGCAUGCACAACAGUCACGACAUUGACAACAUUCGCAGCAUGCACAACAGUCAUGACAUUGACAACAUUCGCAGCAUGCACAACAGUCAUGACAUUGACAACAUUCGCAGCAUGCACAACAGUCAUGAUAUUGACAGCAUUCGCAGCAUGCACAACAGUCACGACAUUGACAGCAUUCGCAGCAUGCACAACAGUCACGACAUUGACAGCAUUCGCAGCAUGCACAACAGUCACGACAUUGACAACAUUCGCAGUAUGCACAACAGUCACGACAUUGACAACAUUCGCAGCAUGCACAACAGUCACGACAUUGAUAACAUUCGCAGUAUGCACAACAGUCACGAUAUUGACAACAUUCGCAGCAUGCACAACAGUCACGACAUUGACAAAAUUCGCAGCAUGCACAACAGUCAUGACAUUGACAAAAUUCGCAGUAUGCACAACAGUCACGACAUUGACAACAUUCGCAGCAUGCACAACAGUCAUGACAUUGACAACAUUCGCAGUAUGCACAACAGUCACGACAUUGACAACAUUCGCAGUAUGCACAACAGUCACGAUAUUGACAAUAUUCGCAGUAUGCACAACAGUCACGACAUUGACAACAUUUGUGACUGUCGCCGCUUUCAUGUACAUGUGUAUGUCGUCGAAUGUCGCAAAUGUGGCUUUGGUUUCAGUUUUAUUCAAGAAGCCCAUGUGGGCAUCAUUUUUAUAACACAUAACACAUUUGUAUAA
Mya arenaria is the source of this 1488-nucleotide messenger RNA. RefSeq names its product protein dopey homolog PFC0245c-like. The record is from RefSeq and is a predicted model, not a curated record. The coding region runs from base 1 to 1488 and encodes 495 amino acids. Lineage: Eukaryota; Metazoa; Mollusca; Bivalvia; Myida; Myidae. The transcript has a single exon.